AUGUCGGCCGUGCGUUCAUUCUACAAGAAGACAACUCGAUGGACAGACUUCAUCGAGUCUCGCUCUUCAUUCAAUAGCUCAUGCUUCCUCCUCCAACCGAAGUUAACAAUAUACCGUUGUCACAGUCGUAAGAGAGCUUUUCAGUCUCCAUUCUGUCUCUCUCUUUUUCUCUCCGUCUCUUUCUCUAUUUCUCUUUCUCGUUGCUUUCACUCACAUCCAAACUUUUCGUUUCUAUUUCUCUUUUUAGGAUUUAGCUCUCUUUUUCUUCAUAUUUUCUUCUCUUUCUCUCUCCGUCCGUCUAUACGUUUUCUCCUUUUCUUUCUUAUCCUUUAUUUCUCUUUCUUUGUAAAUAUGUAUUUUUUCUCUUCCUCUUCUCUUUUUCUAUUUUUUUCUUACUUUCUACCCCUCCCUAUUUUUUAUAUCUUUCUAUUUUACUCUCUCUCUCUCUCUCUCUCUCUCUCUCUCCUCAUUUUACCAACUGGUCUAAGCGCAUUUUACGCGUUGGGGUCACCACUUAUACCCAUCUCUCUCUCUCUCUGUCUCUCUCUGUCUGUCUGUCUGUCUUUCUCUCUCUCUCUCUCUCUCUCUCUCUACCCCGCUCUGUCUGGAGCUACCCUUACAGCCUCAGCCACCAUCAUUCCAGUCGACCUUUUAAAAUUCUCAAGCCAAAACAUGGGUGGUUGUAUCUGGUGCCCUUUGCCCGCCACUGGGUUCAACAGAAAGCAGCCUAAUAUGCCCGAAGUAACGGAGCUUCCUUAG
This is a messenger RNA of Acanthosepion pharaonis, 759 nucleotides long. Lineage: Eukaryota; Metazoa; Mollusca; Cephalopoda; Sepiida; Sepiidae. The record is from the annotation of a GenBank genome assembly.